Molecule: messenger RNA, 1698 nt
Organism: Cladophialophora yegresii CBS 114405
Lineage: Eukaryota; Fungi; Ascomycota; Eurotiomycetes; Chaetothyriales; Herpotrichiellaceae
Product: aromatic amino acid aminotransferase I
Exons: 2
Coding region: 1-1698 (565 amino acids)
Biological process (GO): aromatic amino acid catabolic process; L-tyrosine biosynthetic process
Molecular function (GO): L-2-aminoadipate:2-oxoglutarate transaminase activity; aromatic-amino-acid:2-oxoglutarate transaminase activity; pyridoxal phosphate binding
Source: RefSeq, a predicted model, not a curated record
AUGGCACCCCAUGCUGAGCCUGAGGCGCUCACAGACACAUCUGCUAUUGUUCUGAAUGACCCGGUUCUUAGCAAUGGCGAGACUCAUCCGAUCUUUACACUCGAUGAUGUCUUGCCACAUCGCCAGAAGUCGACCCCGCCCUCGAGAGGCGUCGCCGCCUUUUCAGAAGCAGACAUGUUCAAGAGCAAAGGGGCCCUCAAGGAACCAAAAGCUAAGCGAUGGGAUCAUCGCCUUUCUGCAGAGAGCAGGGCGAGAACAGCUUCGUCGCUGAAGGGAGCCAUGAAGUUCUUCAAGCCAGAUACCAUCAGCCUCUGUGGGGGAUUGCCGUCAAGUGACUAUUUCCCCUUCGAAGAGCUCAGUGCAAAGGUCCCUAUCGUCCCCAAGUUCUCGGAGGAUGAAACGGCCAAAUCUGGCAAGCACUUCUCGAGCGGCAAGUACGACGCAAGGGAAGGAAAAUCAUUCCUCGACCUCUCCAUUGCACUCAAUUACGGUCAAGCCAUGGGUCCAGGCGCGCUGGUUCGAUUCCUCACCGAACAUACCGAAAUCGUUCAUCAUCCGCCAUAUUCGGAUUGGGAUGUUUGCCUGACCGCUGGCAGUACUUCGGCCCUGGAAAUCGCUUUGCGGAUGUUUACGGAGAAAGGGCAUUAUGUCCUGACCGAGGAAUAUACCUUUAGCACUGCGAUAGAGACAGUAAGUCCACUGGGCUGCAAAAUGCUGGGGAUCAACAUGGACGCCGAUGGAAUGCUGCCCGACCACUUAGACAACGUUUUGUCGACAUGGGACGAGUCUGCCAGGAAGGCACCAAAACCAUUCCUGGUGUACACUGUGCCCACAGGACAGAAUCCCACAGCUAGCACCCAAUCGCUUGAGAGAAGAAGGCAGCUGUACACGCUAGCGGAAAAGCACGACCUUUUCAUCCUCGAAGACGAGCCAUACUACUUCCUUCAGAUGGACUCUUAUGUCUCGGGCCAGACGCACUCCGUCCCGACACCCUUCAAGCCGGCCGCGGUGGCAGACUUCUUGGGAAAUCUGGUCCCUUCGUACCUCUCCAUCGAUACUUCCGGCCGUGUCCUGCGCCUCGACUCGUUCUCCAAGAUCAUCGCUCCAGGCUCCCGCUGCGGCUGGGUUACUGGCUCCAAGCAGAUCGUUGAGCGCUUCAUGCGUCACAACGAAGUCAGCGCACAAAAUCCCGCGGGUUUCGCAAUGAUCCAUCUGUACAAUCUACUAGAAGAGAACUGGGGCCACAGAGGCUUCCUGGAGUGGUUGAUGUAUAUUCGCGCAGAAUAUACUCGGCGAAGGGAUAUCAUCAUCAACGCAUGCGAACAACAUCUGCCGACAGAGAUUUGCAGCUGGGUGGCUCCCCGAGCGGGCAUGUUCCAUUGGGUUAAGGUCGACGUGACGAAACAUCCUCUGUAUGAAUCCAGACGCAAGCCCGAUGGAAGUGUCGACCAUCCUACAUUACUCAAGAUUGAGGAGGCCAUGUUCCUGGCCGCGGCCGAACAGUCGGUACUGAUUGCCAGAGGAUCCUGGUUUAGGGCCCAGAGAGGCAGCGAUACCGAAUUGUUCUUCCGCACGACUUUCGCGGCAGCUCCAGCCGACAAAAUGGUCGAGGCUGUCAGGAGAGUUGGCACGGCAAUCAGGAAGGAAUUCGACUUGGACGCAACUCCUGGGGCGAGCCAGAACGGGCAUGCCAGGUGA